AUGGAGAUGGAAAAAACCAAUUAUCGUUCAAAGAGCUCUAUCCCAACCUUCGCUCAAGGCCUCUCUGUCCUAGUGGUUGAUCAAGAGACAAGGUCACGCAUGCACCUAUCUUCACUGCUUGAACAGUACAACUACAGUGUGACGACUACUGAAUUUGGAGUUGCCGCUGUGAGCAUGAUUUUGGCACAGCCAAAUCUUUUCAAGAUUAUUAUGGUAUCUAUGGAAUUACAUGAUUUGAACAUUACAGUUUUUAUGAAAACAGUGGAAAGAACAGGAAUUCCAAUAAUUGUGAUGUCCUCAGAGAACAAUAUCAAAGCUGCCGUAAAAGCCUUGCAAGAUGGUGCAUACUACUAUCUUGAGAAACCCAUUUUACCAGAGUAUGCGAGACAAGUCUGGCAAUAUGCGAUGAGCAGAAGGAGACCAAAUGAAACCACACCUGGUGCCAGACCGGCCUCUUAUGUUCGUCGAGAAAACAGGGAGGAAAGUUCAAGGAAGGUAGUACUGGAAGUCGUGAAGAUCAGCGAGGGAACUGGUGUGUCAACAGCCAGAAAGGAGGCGGUCAACGUUGGCCCUAAUGCUCCGAAAAGGGAGAAGAAAGCAGUAGAUCAAGGAAAGAUUGGUAAUGGAGUUGGGAAAAAUCAAGCUAACAUGGACCCAUUAGGGAUGUCUAAAAGUAGCCAGAAUACUCCAGUGUCAAAAAGAAAGGAACCAAAUGCUGGAGCUGAGAAUGGAAAAUCAAAAGUGAGAAAGACAAGAUUUGGUGAGGAAGACGACGAGGAUGACAAGGGCGAGAACGGUGCUAAGAAACAACGUCUGGUUUGGAACCCAGACCUUAAGUCGAAGUUUACAGCUGCUGUUAAUGCUUUAGGCAAAAAUGAUGCUCGUCCAAAGACAAUCCUGAAUAUGAUGGAUGUUCCAGAUUUGACUCAACGCCAAGAUGCUAGUCAUCUACAGAAGUACAAAGCUCAAGCUCAACCCCUUCCUGAGUCCAAAUUUCCCUUGACAUCCUUACUACUUGGCAACCAAAUCAAUGAUUCUGGACCAGCACUGCCAAUGAGGGAAAACAGUUCAUUGCUGCAAUCGAGAUCUCUGCAAAAUCGAGCACAUAAUAGCAGUUCAUUUAGGCAGUUCCGAUCAUCAUCUCAGCGGCUGCAGAUUAACAAUGCGAGGGUGCAAGCUGGAUCUUCGCGACCAUGGCUGCAAAACAGCAAUUCAGUGCUGCAACCAGGGUCACCAGCACUAGCUAUGCCGGGAAACAAUUCAGUGCUGCAACCAGAGUCACCAAUGCUAGCUAUGCAGGGAAACAAUCCAGUGCGGCGACCCGGAUCAGCAUCCUCACUAAACCUGCAGAAUAAUAUUUCAAUGCUGCAAUCCGGAUCAUCAGGAAACAUGCAGCAUAAUAUCUCGUUGCUGCAACCCGGAUUUCCAUUCAGAUGGCAGCAAACUGAUGUUCCUAUGCUGCACCCCGGAGCAAAUGAGAAUUACUUGAUGCAUAUUAACAAUUCAUUGUUGCAGAUUGGAUCCUCGUUCAACAAUGUUCAAAACAAUGCAUCAAGGAUGCAAGUUGGAUCAUCAUUUGGAGUACAGACUCACACUUCGAUUCUGCAGCCUGGAUCAUCAUUAAACUGGGUGCAGAAUAACUUACCAAUGUUUCAACGAACACCCUCGUUUAAUUUCUGGGGAAACAAUAAAUUGCUGCAAUGCGAGUCAUUACUAGACGAGCCGGAUGAGGAUUUGUUGUUGUAUCAUGGACCACUACCACAAUGGCUGCAGGAAACUCUUUUGGUGCUGCGACAGGGAUCAUCAUCAUCAUCACAUGGUUUCCAGAAUUACAUUUCAAUCCUGCAGCCUGGAUUCUCAUCACAUAGUAUGAAUUGGGUACCAAUUCAGCUGGGAGGUGGAAAUAGUGGACUUCCUUCUGGAGGUAUAUUUCCAUUUGGAUCUCAAAUGCCAUCUAUUGCAGAAGAUGAGGAGCUGAUGUUGAUCCUAGCAAGCUUUAGUCAAGACAUUCCCCCUGCAGCAGAAACACUUGAGGGCAUUUUCAAUCAAGGCCCGCAUGGCAGUUUAGUUCCUCCACUCUUUUCAGAUAAUACAUCAUCUCAUGUUCUUCGAGAUGGUAAUCUUCCUCCUCCUACUAUAAUUUACUUAUAA
This is a messenger RNA of Carica papaya (papaya), 2151 nucleotides long. The record is from RefSeq and is a predicted model, not a curated record. NCBI's taxonomy places the organism in Eukaryota, Viridiplantae, Streptophyta, Magnoliopsida, Brassicales, Caricaceae.